Molecule: messenger RNA, 5730 nt
Organism: Meleagris gallopavo (turkey)
Lineage: Eukaryota; Metazoa; Chordata; Aves; Galliformes; Phasianidae
Source: RefSeq, a predicted model, not a curated record
AUGGGUCUGCUGCUGAGUGCAGAGAUUGAUGACAAAGGACAUAGAAAAGACCAAGGCAGUCAGGGUCUUCUACAUCUUGAUCCUUAUUGGUAUGACUAUAAUAUUUUUCUCUGCUGUAGUCGUGACAUGGAGAAUAAAGAAACCCUCAGGGGGUUGCAGAAGAUGGAUGACCGCCCAGAAGAGCGCAUGAUCAGGGAGAAACUCAAGGCAACGUGUAUGCCAGCUUGGAAGCAUGAAUGGCUGGAAAGAAGAAGCAGGAGAGGCCCUGUGGUGGUGAAACCUAUCCCUGUGAAGGGAGAUGGAUCUGAAAUGAACAAGCUAUCUCUAGAACCUCAAUCUGAAGGACAAAGCAGUGCUUCUUCACCUACGCAGAAGGGACGGCGUAGUCCUUCUCCUAGCAGUUCUUCUUCAUCAUCCUCUCGGACUGUUAAAUCUGAGUCACCAGGUGUUAGAAGAAAAAGGGUAUCUCCAGUACCUUUUCAGAGUGGACGAAUAACACCACCUCGAAGAGCCCCAUCUCCAGAUGGCUUCUCUCCAUACAGCCCUGAGGAAACAAGUCGUCGUGUCAACAAAGUUAUGCGAGCUAGGCUGUACCUGCUGCAGCAAAUAGGACCCAACUCUUUCUUAAUUGGAGGAGAUAGCCCUGAUAAUAAAUACAGAGUGUUUAUUGGACCUCAGACAUGUAGCUGUGGCCGUGGAACAUUUUGUAUUCAUCUGCUCUUCGUUAUGCUGCGAGUUUUCCAGCUUGAGCCUUCAGACCCAGUGCUGUGGAGAAAGACACUGAAAAACUUUGAGGUUGAGAGUUUGUUCCAGAAAUAUCACAGUAGGCGUAGCUCGAGGAUCAAAGCUCCAUCUCGUAACACCAUCCAGAAGUUUGUCUCACGCAUGUCAAAUUCUCAUACAUUGUCAUCUAGUACUUCUACAUCUAGUUCAGAAAAUAGUAUGAAAGAUGAAGAAGAGCAGAUGUGCCCCAUUUGUUUGUUAGGCAUGCUGGAUGAAGAGAGCCUGACUGUGUGUGAAGAUGGCUGCAGGAACAAAUUACACCACCACUGCAUGUCAAUAUGGGCAGAAGAGUGUAGAAGAAACAGAGAGCCACUUAUAUGUCCUCUGUGUAGAUCUAAAUGGAGGUCUCAUGAUUUCUACAGUCAUGAAUUGCCAAGCCCUGUGGAUUCUUCUGUUCUCCAUGUGGUUCAACAACAAACUCAACAGCAAUCAACAGUUGGAUCACAGAGGAGAAUCCAGGAUACUAAUUUUAACCUUACUCAUUAUGGGGUCCAGCAGAUUCCUUCUGCCUAUAAAGAUUUAGCUGAGCCGUGGAUUCAGGUCUUUGGAAUGGAGUUAGUCGGCUGUUUGUUUUCUCGAAACUGGAAUAUACGAGAGAUGGCACUUAGGCGUCUUUCCCAUGAUGUUAGUGGUGCUCUAUUACUGGCUAAUGGCGAGAGCACUGGAAAUUCUGGGAAUGGCAAUGGAAACAACACAAGUGCUGGAGCUCUGGGAGUAGCGAGUGGGUCAUCUCAGGCCACCGUCUCAGGAGAUGUGGUGGUGGAAUCUUGCUGCAGUGUGCUAUCCAUGGUCUGUGCUGACCCUGUCUACAAAGUGUAUGUUGCUGCUUUAAAAACCUUAAGAGCCAUGCUGGUCUAUACUCCUUGUCAUACUUUGGCAGAAAGGAGUAAGCUACAGCGACUUCUGAAGCCAGUUGUAGAGACAAUAUUAGUUAAAUGUGCAGAUGCCAACAGUCGAACAAGUCAACUUUCAGUCUCAACGCUAUUGGAGAUGUGUAAAGGCCAAGCAGGAGAGUUGGCAGUUGGGAGAGAAAUACUUAAAUCUGGGUCCAUUGGUAUCGGUGGUGUUGAUUAUGUCUUAAAUUGUAUUCUUGCAACUGAAAUUGAACCUAGCAACUGGCAAGCGUUACUGGGGAGACUUUGUCUUAUAGACAGACUUCUGUUGGAAUUUCCUGGUGAAUUUUAUCCUCACAUCGUCUGUGGAGAUGUUUUACAGGCUGAUACCAUAGUAGGCAGGUAUAAGAAACUUCUCUCCCUUCUAAAUUUCGCCUUGCUGUCAAUUGACAAUUCCCACUCAAUGGUCGGUAAACUAUCACGGAGAGUAUUUUUGAGUUCAGCAAGAAUGGUGGCAAGAGUGCCUCACGUGUUUGUAAAGCUGUUAGAAAUGCUGAGUGUGAUAAGCUCAACUCAUUAUACAAGGAUGCGUCGACGUCUGAUGGCAAUAGCAGAUGAAAUGGAAGUUGCAGAAGCCAUCCAGCUAGGCAUGGAAGAAAUACAGUCUAUGGAAUGUCGACAUGAAGACUUUCUGCAGCUACCUGUACCAGAUAAUUCUCCAGAAGCUACAGAAAAUAAUACUCCUAACAAUACCAUUCAGUUAUCAGGGAAAAGUGGGAAAGGUUUAAGUGACAAAAAACUGAGUGCCAGUCCACAGGACAUUUCUGAGACACUGACUGGCCUAGCUGUGGGACUUCCUGUUUCAUCAGUAACCACUGAGCAACCAAAGCCAGCUGUUCAAACAAAAGGAAAACCCUACAGUCAGUGUUUGAACUCUUCUCCCUCAUCCAAUCAUUCCCAGUCACUAUUUCCAACACUUCUCUCUCCUUCAAACCCAUCUGUACCAGCUGGCACUGUAACAGAUGUCUCUAAACUCAGACCUCAGGGAUUCAUUCCCUGCAAAAUCUCCUCACCUUCUCCUCAAACACAACGGAAGCUUUCCCUCCAGUUUCAGAGAAGCUGCUCUGAAAAUAAAGAACCAGAUAAGCUUUCUCCAAUUUUUACCCAAGCCAGGCCAUUGCCAUCUAGUCACAUACACAGGCCAAAGCCAUCACGACCCACUCCAAAUGAUAUGAACAAGCAGGGAGAAACUUCAAAGAACAGUAUGACACUUGACCUGAAUGAUACUUCACAGUGUGAUAGCAACGGUAGUAACAGUAGUGCAGUUAUACCAAGUGAAGAGACAGUGUUCACACCAGUAGAUGAGAAAUGUCGGUUGGAUGUGAGUGCAGAGCUCAACUCCAGUAUUGAGGACUUACUUGAGGCCUCCAUGCCAACAAGCGAUGGCACAGUUACGUUCAAGUCUGAAGUUGCAGUUCUUUCUCCUGAAAGGGCAGAAAAUGAUGAUACUUACAAAGAUGAUGUAAAUCAUAAUCAAAAAUGCAAGGAAAAGAUGGAAGCUGAAGAAGAGGAAGCUUUAGCUAUUGCUAUGGCAAUGUCAGCAUCUCAAGAUGCCCUGCCAAUAAUUCCCCAACUACAGGUCGAAAAUGGUGAAGAUAUCAUAAUUAUUCAGCAGGAUACACCAGAAACUCUGCCUGGACAUACCAAAGCAAAGCAUCAUUACAGGGAAGAUGCAGAAUGGCUUAAAGGUCAACAAAUUGGUCUUGGAGCUUUCUCUUCCUGUUACCAAGCUCAAGAUGUAGGAACAGGGACAUUAAUGGCUGUAAAACAGGUGACAUAUGUCAGGAACACGUCAUCUGAACAAGAAGAGGUAGUGGAAGCACUCAGGGAGGAGAUACGGAUGAUGAGUCAUCUAAACCAUCCUAAUAUUAUUCGCAUGUUGGGUGCUACAUGUGAGAAGAGCAACUAUAACCUCUUUAUUGAAUGGAUGGCAGGGGGAUCAGUUGCUCAUUUGUUGAGUAAAUAUGGAGCCUUCAAAGAAUCAGUUAUUAUUAAUUACACAGAACAACUGUUACGUGGCCUUUCUUACCUCCAUGAGAAUCAGAUAAUUCACAGAGAUGUCAAAGGUGCCAAUUUGCUAAUUGACAGCACAGGUCAUAGAUUAAGAAUUGCUGAUUUUGGAGCGGCAGCCAGGUUGGCAUCAAAAGGAACUGGUGCUGGGGAGUUCCAGGGACAGCUGUUGGGAACUAUUGCGUUUAUGGCCCCGGAGGUCCUGAGAGGUCAGCAGUAUGGUAGGAGCUGUGAUGUGUGGAGCGUUGGCUGUGUUGUUAUAGAAAUGGCUUGUGCUAAACCUCCCUGGAACGCAGAGAAACACUCCAAUCAUCUUGCUCUGAUCUUUAAGAUUGCUAGUGCAACUACUGCUCCAUCAAUCCCUUCGCAUCUGUCUCCUGGUUUGAGGGAUGUGACUCUUCGGUGUUUAGAACUUCAACCUCAGGACAGACCCCCAUCAAGGGAGUUGCUGAAACACCCAGUCUUCCGUACUACAUGGUAGCUACCUAUGUGUAAGGCUGAUACACCGAAGAUGCUACUGUAUAUAAAAUAACUGUCUUGCAGUGCAGCUAAGCACAGCAGCUUGUAUUGUUCUGCUGGCCUUGAUGACAGAUACAUCACGGAUUUAAGACCAGUGGAGAACCCUACCUAAAUAUGUGAUUGACAAAUGGAGAUCUUUCCUUAAACUCAGUAUGUAACAUUUCACAACUUGUGCAGAGAUUUGUAAACUGUGCCUUUUCAAACACAUGGCUCUAUGUCAAUGCAAAAGCAUUUUUCUUUAAAUCUGCAUGAUUAUUUAGCAACUUAAGCGAUUUUUAUUUUAUUCGGAGCACUUUUUCAGCAAUAUUAGCAGCUGAGGGGCUCAGGAUCUAUUUUAAUAUAUCGAUCACUGUUCCACUUCACAUCAUGUAGAUGUAAGCAGAGGAUUCUGCAACUAGGAAGUUCUGUAUCUGUCUCUUUGACUAUACAAAUCUCUGUGUAAAAAUCCAAAUGUUGAUGGAUACUUUAAAAAAGAAAAAAAAGCCUUCCUUAAACUAAGAGCAGGCAGUUGUGGUUCACUGUGCAUUUACUGCUGGCUGUGUAAUUUCUUUUGAAAUUAAAGUUUUGUGUUUUCAUUGUAUUUUUAACUUUCAGGUAAUGGGGAUAUUUUAAAAUACUCUUUAGAAAGAUGCAAACUGUCACUGAACAUCUUGCUGACACAAGUUUUAAAACCAGAUUUGCUGGAAAUCUGAAAUAAAAUGCCAUCCUCAAGUCAGUGUUUAAGGCUCUGACAGUAUAGCUUAUUAAAAAAAUAAUAAAGAUUGUUCUGCGUGAAACAAUUUAGAUUCUGAAUCAUGUGAAAAGUUGUUGAGCCUUCUUUUCAUAUGGCAAAUUAUGCAGAAGUUAUGUCAAAGGUGCCAGACUCAGUUUCCAUUGAGGUUUACAGAUGUUCUGUACUUCAGUGGGAGCAGGUGCCAGCUAUGACUAGAUCUCAUUCUUUCUGUAACAACGUUGAGGUCACGCUCUUCAAUGAUAACAAGUUUUACCUGCUGUUUUCCUUCUGCCAUACAUCAUCUAUUUACUGUAGCUGUAGCUGUUAGUGAUAAUUUUAUUUCAAAAUGUUGGAAAAAAAUAUUACCCUAAGAAAGGUAUUUAUUUUAUCAAGAAAUGAUCUUGGACUUGAAAAGCAAGAUAAAGUAAAAUGUGAAGUAAAGCUUCACCUGUAGUGCAAAACUUGUGUUUUUAGCAGGUGUGUUUUUAAAACAGAUUUUUAAAAUUAUUUUUAAGGCAGGUUUUUAGAUUCUGAUGCAUGUAAUUCUGAAGGAAAAUGGCAGCUUUUCUUUUGCUUUUUUUUAUGAUGGGGAUCUUUUUAAAUCGAAUAUUGAUUGUGUUUAAUUCUUUAAAAAUACUGUUCGUGUUUUAACUCUUCAGAAGCCAGUUAAGUUGUUGGACUGAAACAGAAUUGGUUAUUUUUCAAAGACUCAGGAUAAACUAAAUAAGCUAUAGUACAUUUAAAAAUGUACAAUACAAAUUGGAAGUGAAACAUCUUAAAGAUAAGUUUACAGGAAUGAUAGUGCUCAUUCUA